GCUUCUCCUGCGGAGAAUAAAAAUACACUGUUAGCAAGUCAGCUAGACGAGUUAACAAAAAGUUAUGUCUGGCUAUAAAGUGGAUGCAGAACGGCCAUUUUUAAAACAUGGAUGUUAUUCCUCAUCCUUCCGUUCAUGAGUAGAAGAAGAUAUCCCCAUGUCCAGACAGCCGGUGCCGGCGACAAGUCAACUGUGAACGUAAAUUACUAGCUGACGUUGGCUAGUAAUGUCUCUGUCCCUACCAUCCGCUGAUAUACUCGAAACACCACCUGGAUAUCCGUUUGAAGAAAUCAACUAUGAGGAUAUUGAAGUUGAAGAGGUGGUGGGGAGAGGAGCCUUCGGGGUUGUUUGCAAAGCCAAAUGGAAAGGCAAAGAUGUCGCAAUCAAGACCAUUGAGAGUGAAUCAGAGAGGAAAGCCUUCAUUGUUGAGCUCCGGCAGCUUUCACGUGUGAAUCACCCCAACAUUGUGAAGUUGUAUGGCUCUUGUCACAGUCCUGUCUGCCUUGUGAUGGAAUAUGCUGAAGGGGGGUCAUUGUACAAUGUGCUGCAUGGUGCUGAACCCCUCCCCUAUUACACUGCCUCCCAUGCCAUGAGCUGGUGUUUACAGUGUUCCCAGGGCGUGGCCUAUCUCCAUGGCAUGAAACCAAAGGCUCUCAUUCACAGGGACCUCAAGCCACCCAAUCUUCUCCUCGUGGCAGGCGGCACAGUGCUGAAGAUAUGCGACUUUGGAACAGCAUGCGACAUUCAGACCCACAUGACCAACAACAAAGGAAGUGCAGCAUGGAUGGCCCCGGAGGUAUUUGAAGGCAGCAAUUACAGCGAGAAGUGUGAUGUGUUCAGCUGGGGGAUCAUUCUCUGGGAGGUGAUCACUCGCAGGAAGCCCUUUGAUGAAAUUGGAGGACCAGCUUUCCGCAUCAUGUGGGCUGUGCACAACGGGACUAGACCUCCUCUAAUCAAAAAUUUACCCAAGCCCAUUGAGAGUCUGAUGACUCGCUGCUGGUCUAAAGACCCGUCUCAGAGGCCUUCGAUGGAAGAGAUUGUCAAGAUCAUGACUCACCUAAUGAAGUACUUCAAAGGAUCUGAUGAACCCCUGCAGUAUCCAUACCAGUAUUCAGAUGGGGGACAAAGCAGCUCUGCAACUAGUACAGGUUCAUAUGUGGACUACACUGGCACCAGCAUGAGCAACAAAAGUGAAGUGAACAUGGAGCACAGUGAUUCUCAAGGAAGCAAUGACACUAUAAAGAUAACGCCUCAGUUUGCUCCUCACUUCAAGCCAAAGGGAGACCCAUUGAGGUCUCUGCCGCUGUCCAGAGGGGGAAGUGUUGAGAGUCUGCCCGCUCGGACUCAGUGCCUGGCAUCAUCUGACAGCAAAAGAAUGAGCGCUGAUCUCUCAGAGCUGGAGCCUAAGAUGCCUUUUGCUCCUUCAGCAAAUCCCCAGUUUAAACGAGGCCACCGUAAAACGGCAUCGUAUGGCACCAUUCUGGACAUUCCCAAGAUCGUCGUCACAGCCACAUGUGAGCCUCAGAGACGUCGGUCUGUGCAGGACCUGCCCGGCAUCGGCACCGAGUCCAGCCAGGGGAGCAGAAACAGCAGUCGGUCCUCCAGUCCCAGCGUUAUGAUGAGGCCUCCUGACAAGACGAGCAGCAGGGGUUACUUCUCCCCCGAUGAUCCUACAGACACCAAUGGCUCAGAUAACUCCAUUCCCAUGGCCUACCUGACUCUGGAUCAUCAGCUGCAGCCUCUGGCUCCCUGUCCAAACUCCAAAGAGUCCAUGGCAGUGUUUGAGCAGCACUGUAAGAUGGCCCAAGAAUACCUGAAAGUUCAAACUGAGAUCGCCCUGCUCAUCCAGAGGAAGAAGGAGCUGAUCGCCGAGCUGGACCAGGACGAGAAGGACCAGCAGAACACGUCCCGCCUGGUUCAGGAGCACAAGAAGCUGCUGGAGGAGAACAAGAGUCUGUCUACGUACUACCAGAAGUGCAAAAAACAGCUGGAGCUGAUCCGGGUGCAGCAACAGAAGAGACAGGGGACGUCCUGAUGAGACAGAGACAUGAGGACUCUUACCAUCACCCCAACCCCCCCACCCCCCACCCCCACUCUGUUCUCCCCCUCCUCACCCUGGCACUGUAACACUACCCCUCACCCACACGGCUUUGUAAAGAGACCUGCACUCUACUGUGUCCUGCAUGUCCCACCGUAGAAAACAACAUCCUCUGAACAUUUGCACAUCGUCACAGAGUUCCUGUGACCGCAGACCAAACAAUCACUGCACCCCUUCCACACCACCCCGGACCCUGCUGCUGUGCCCCGGGAGGGACCCUUGGACAACGAGCGCGUGUUUUUACCUGUUAGCUCCACACCGUCCUCCAGAAUGUGAAAAAAAAAAAGGCGUCUCAGUGAAAAGUGUGAAUCAUGUGCAGACUUCUGAGAGCAGUGAGGAUGUUUGAAACGUUUCUGCAGCGUGUGUGAGGAAUCCCCGAUAUGCAAAACACACACAACCCUUAAAUCGACAUAUUUAUCUUUGUUCUUUUUAGACCGUGAGCAUGAGACAUAUUUCCUUCAGGUGUUCGAUAAAUUCAGUUCAGGCAGUGAUGUUCUUCCUCUUGGACAUCAUAAAAAGAAUAAUUGGAGGUUUGAGUACACAAGGAUGCAGUUUUAAGGAGGAAUUCCUACAGUUUUAAACCUGUGCCCUACUUUUACAUAUUUAAGGCAACAAAUUACACGUAGAAAACAAAUUGUUUUUAGAUAAAAUACCUGCCAAAAGGAGCAAAAAAAUUAACUUGCAAUGGAUCUGAUUUGCUAAGAAUGUACUGUGAUAGUAAUUAGCUCCAAAUCUUUGCAUCAUUUGCCCUUUCUAUCUGCUCCAUCUCAAGGUAAUUCACACUGCAUAGAGCUUUAAUGUCAUCCAGACACAUCCAUAAAAUCAUCUUGCAUGGAGUUUGCUCUUGUUUUAUGUCUGAAUGAGGAGUGAAACUGCCUGAUUUAGAUGUAAACACCUCAUUUCAAGACAUUAAGGGGAAAUUUUCUUGCUCCAUUGGCUUAUUUUUGCUUUGUCUCCAAAAAAUUGUUUUAGGAUAUGUUUGACCAGAAAUAAGACAAACAAGAUUUAAUUUUUGAGGGCCUUUUUUUAGAGAAUUUUUUUUUCAAACCAGGAAACAUCUUUACCUUGCUCUUUUCAGAGCCACCACACUCCAUUGAGGAAAAAUCUGAUUUUACUGUAUAAGAACAGUUACAACAUACAGUUACACAAAUAAAUUAACCAGUCAUGCAGCAGAAGUCAAUUUUUCCUUGUUCUUCAGAGUAAAACCUUCUUCAGAGUAAAAUAUUUUUUCAGUGGAGUGUGGUGUUUUUUCUGGGUAGAAUAAGAUCUUCAAUUAAAGGGAGAUUUGAUUUCUUCCUCUCUUAGGGGUCAGUAAUGCUGUCUUGCUCUUAUAUAAACAAUCUGAGCCUGUCAGUAACAAAAACAAGGGCUGUGUCCAAAAUCACAAACUACUCACUCUAUGGUGCAACUGCUAUUUUGCAUUGGUGUAUGGACUGUAUAAUCAGUAGUUUCUAAGUGAGCAGUGGUAUAACUCUAAAUAGUGCACUCAUUAUAUCCCACAAUGCAUUGUGAAAAGUAGUGUACUACUACUGGCCACUCUCUGAGCAGUAUAUACUAUCAUGCAUUGUAGGUCAGAGUUGUUGCAGGUAGAAAGUGACUUUUGCUCUCAAACAUGACAGACAGAUGAGAAUAGUGGAACCAGUGUGAAUACGAAACACAGAAACAAAAGAAAAGUUAAUGUUUGUUUUUUCCUAAAUCUGGAUGUUGUUAAAUGAAUAGUACAAGACAUUUAACCAUUAAUCAAAAGAGGCAAAAUUUAAAGAUGAAAAAUUGAUUAUGAGAUGUCAUUGCCUUGAAAAAAUGCAAUUAUGAUUUAAAAGAUCAUAAUUAUGAGGGGAAAAAAAGUCAAAAUUCUAAUUUUCUAUCUCACUAGUUAUCAUUUUAGGAGAUUUUUUAUGGGGGAAAAGUCAAGACCAUGGGAUUAAUUUUCAAGAUUUUUAGGAAAGGCAAUAUCAUGGGGGGGGAAAAGUUAAAUUACAAAAAAAACGUAAGGCAUGGUACAGAAUGUCCAGUUUCUGGUAUUUAAAUUUCUGUAUUGUGAGAAAAACAUCAUUGGACUAAAGGUGGAAGUCACAAGAAAAAAGGCAAAAAGUUAUAAACAAAAUCACAACUAUGGUAGUAAAUUUCUACAUAAUGAGAAAUAAAAUCCUCAUGGGACAAAAGGUGAAAUCCACAAGAUAAAACGUCAACAUCAUUGCUAUAAAUAGUCACAGUUAUGGGAUUAAAUUUAAAUAUUAUGAGAAAGAAAUCAUGGGACAACAGGUGGAAGUUACAAGAUAAAAAGUCAAAAUGAUGGUAUAAAAAGUUAAAUUUGUGGUUUAAAAAUUCUAGAUUAUGAGGAAAAAAAAUAAUGGGACAAAAGGUAAGAGUCACAAGAUAAAAUGUCAAAAUUUUUUACAUGAAUUGUGGCUAAAAGGUGAAAGUAAAAAGAUAAAAAGCCAAAAAUAUGACUUAAAAAGUUACAUUUCUGGUACUACAAUUCUAAAUGAUGAGGACAAAAGGUGAAAGUAACAAGACAAACUGCAAAAUCAUUUUUUUAAAUCGUCACAAUCGUGGGAUUAAAAUUCUAAAAUGGGGGAAAUGAUCAAAAUCAUAGAACAAAAAGUCAAAAUUGGAGAUUAAAAGUGAAGAUCAUGUGAUGAAAAGGGCAAAAUAUGAGAUAGUCAGAAAUCACAAAUUUAAAAUUUUUGGCUUUAAAUCUUGAAAUUAAGUCAAAGUAAGCAGAAAAAUUCACAUUUUUGGCUUAAGUGGUCAAAAUUAUUGUUAAGUCCUAAUAAGAUGAAAAGUAAUGAAUAUGAUACAAAAAUAUGAAAUCAUAGGUUUUAAAGUUAGCUUUUAUUUCCUCAUCAUUAUGAUUUAUUUUGUAAUUAUUUUGACUUUUUACUUUAACAUCUCAUUUUUUUGUCAAAUAAUUCUGGCUUGUUUUAUUUUCUUUUAAAUAAAUGUUACGUUUUGUUUUUAUUUUAUUUUUUAACUGUCAGAAAUGAGCUUUAAUAGGCCCAGGACCAUAAUCUCAAUGCCUGAAUCCUUCAGUUAGGUGUUUAUUAUUAUAAAAAAUUGCAGUACUUGGUGUUUUUGUUCCCCUGACUGAAUUAAGCUGCAUGUUGUAAUUGUGGACAGUAAUGCCUUUAUCAGCAGCUGGAGUAGUAUUUAGAUUUUUAUUUAUAUGAGUGCACUACUUAGUCCAAUAAAGAGAACUUUCUAUGUAGGGAGAAAGAGUCAGUGUGAUUUUGGACACAAUCAAGAUUUUUUUAGUGAACGUGUUUUGACCAUUUGCAUUUACCUCCAGGAGUUACAUUGCACACAUUACAGCCAGUUGUACAGCUAGAACAAUACAAAAACCAGCCAAACAUUUAGGUCAUUUGGACCCUAGAAUAUGUGAAAGAAAAGGACAGAGGUGAAAAAAUAACAGAAUGACCCUUUAAUAAUCUGCAUCUUGUGAAGCAAAAGAAAACCUUUGUUCCUGAGCGUUUGCAGGGGCUGUGGAUUCCCUUUUCUUUGACUCCAGUAUUGUUUUAGCGUGUUGAUGUUUUUGUCUUUUCUAUUCUGUAGUUCUCUUUGUAUGAUAGCUCUCAUGGUGUCAUUUCUUCAUUAGGAGAUAUUUUAUGUGGUGUGGGUCCGCCCUCACGGACAUCAGAGGAGCCUGCAGCUCCCCGUUCAGUAUCUAUAGUUUGUUUUUAGUUCACAUGUUGCCUUAGGAGUUGCCUGCAUUUUAAGUGCUUGUUUUAUGUGACAUUUAGUGGGGAUAAAAGCUAAAAAGACAAAAAUAUGAUAUUUUUAAUGUAAUGGACAUUGAAUGAACUUCUUCUCUGAGGGGAGCAGGAAGGAUGUAUGCUGAAAAUGUAAAUGUUUCCCACCAGCUCUGCAUCCAAAAUGUACUCUAAAAGAAGGAUUGGAUGUCAUGUUUAUUUUUCUCUCUAGGUCUCAUAUCCCUCGAGUAUUUUUGCACAAUCACUUUAGUUUUGUCUGGUCAAGUUUGAGAUUUUAUUUUUCACCUUGGUAAGUCUGUUUUAAAGUUAAAGGACUUGACGAGUCUGAACUUUAAAUCGGUUACUGUACGGGAGUUCAGCAGUUCUCCCGAAGAGUUUCUGUUCACUAAGAGUCAAUUUAACAAACACAAACAAGCUGUUUUUAGGGUUUCCCUACCGAAUGGGAAACAGGGUACAGUAUAUGACCGUGAGCAAGGCAUUAUGAAAUAAACUGAAUGGUGAAA
Messenger RNA from Cheilinus undulatus (humphead wrasse), 6311 nucleotides. It is a transcript of the gene map3k7, whose product is annotated as mitogen-activated protein kinase kinase kinase 7. Gene Ontology annotation, molecular function: MAP kinase kinase kinase activity; ATP binding; magnesium ion binding. The coding region runs from base 227 to 2035 and encodes 602 amino acids. Gene Ontology annotation, biological process: protein phosphorylation; positive regulation of canonical NF-kappaB signal transduction; JNK cascade. Lineage: Eukaryota; Metazoa; Chordata; Actinopteri; Labriformes; Labridae. The transcript has 18 exons. The record is from RefSeq and is a predicted model, not a curated record.